Mya arenaria is the source of this 5700-nucleotide messenger RNA. RefSeq lists its product as uncharacterized. Lineage: Eukaryota; Metazoa; Mollusca; Bivalvia; Myida; Myidae. The record is from RefSeq and is a predicted model, not a curated record. The transcript has 20 exons. The coding region runs from base 438 to 3452 and encodes 1004 amino acids.
CCAGCUAACAAAACGAAAGUACAUAGCAGAUUGUACAUAGCUGAUGACGCGGAUGCCGAUAUAAAUCUGCAGAUGUCUAAUUAUCUUUAUUAUUAUUUUAUAAUACGUUAUUAGCGUAUUAUGUUAAUAAUUAUAUAACUUAUCUAAGUACUUGCAUCAUCCCAGUGGAUUCCCAGCGAGAGUGACAUCAGAUCGGGAAACCAGUAUAUAUAUAUCGAUGUAUCAGCAACUGAGCCAGACAUUUUCGCGCAUUUUCCAUUCCAACCAUUUCGGAGUUACUCUUUAUUUCCCUUCUAGUCACAAAUUAACUGCGGAACCAUGGCUGUGCAAAUAUAAAUUACUUUAAGUUUUGUAUUGACUACACUCUGGGACUUAAAUAACAAAUACUACAGUACUCCCUUGCCUACCUUGAGCAGUGUCACACAGAGACUGAUAACAUGGUUUCAGAAUCAGAACAUGCGCCUAUAGCAGAUCCCCUACUGUGCAGAACAAUGGGUGGGGAAAGUGUAGCUGGGUGCCCACAGCGCAUGGAAGGAGGAACUGGUGAUGAUCAAUGCCCACAGCGCAUGGAAGGAGGAACUGGUGAUGAUCAAUGCCCACAGCGCAUGGAAGGAGGAACUGGUGAUGAUCAAUGCCCACAGCGCAUGGAAGGAGGAACUCAUGGUGAUGAUCAACGCACCAGUUACUGUACCUGCUUAAUUUCUCCAAGAAAUUGCUCACGGAACCAUGAUCUCUACUCAACAUUUAUAAAAUCAGAUGCAUAUAUUGAUGGGUCCAACCCUCCAGUCAGGCGUCUAAGUAGUUCAUCUCAACCACUACAGAAAUCCAAGAUUUCUUCAUCAAAAAAUUCUAGCGGCUCGUGCAAUUCUGUGAUAAGAGGCUGUGAUACCAAUGCCUGUGAUAUACCGGUAGAUGUGCCAGUAUUCCAAAAAGUUGUUACAGCUAAAUGCAGCAUUAGAUGCAACCUUUCUACAUGGAUGACAUUUUUAUUAAUCUUUAGUCUGAAUUUCUAUAGUGUCCACACAAAAGGAGUGUUCAAAGCAGUUGACCCCAACUGUACCCAUAUAUGUGUUGCUCAGAGGGACUUCAACUUUAUUGGAGAUUGCCCACUAACCCACUGUGACUAUGAAUGCGCCGCCCAACGCUUCGCUAACCGGGUUGGUUUCCCUGAUGGAACCGAAUACCACUGUGCUCUUAAUCACAAUAAACCCACUGAGUACAACGAAACUUGGGCUGUGGUUCAAAAUUGCUCGAAAGGAGAGCAGCCAUACAUCAGUUUUUACGAAAAUACACGAGAGUUGCCACCAAACAAUGGGAAAAUAGUGUGUGACAAGUGUAAUGACACUAGGUACUACAACAACAAAGAAAGUACUCCUUCAAACACUUAUUAUAGGUGUCCGCUUCAGAAAUGGAAUCUAUGCACUCCUGACAACCAUAAACUCAAUUGUGGCAUAUCAUGGAAGGACAGAACAGAAUCUGAUGGAUUCUGUAGAUGUGACUAUGAACAUGGCUAUGCACCUUUUGGUGUGGAUGUUCCUAUGUGCUUUUCCUCAAAUGAAAAUUGUAUAAGAAAGAAUUGUCCAUCAGAGAACGAGUUGGUAUCAAACUACAGUUGUGUUCCUGUUUGUUCAGAAGGGCAUUACCGUGACAAGACCACAGGACAGUGUGUGCCCAUUUUAAAUCCUCCUAUGCCAUCUGUGGCACCUACAACCCUGACCACCACUGUUAAAACUCCGAGCCAGUCCACCCAUCAUCCUUUAUUAGUUACCUCCCCUUCUACAACUGAAGUCAAACAACCAACGCCUGCAGUUCAAUCGAACAAAGAGACCUUUAUUAUUAUAAUAAGCUGUGUCGCGACAAUAUGCAUUGUCGCAGUAGUUGUAAUAUGUUUUUUAUGGUGGCAGCGAAGGGAGAGGAACUUUUCAGAAGAGAAUAUAGAGCCUGAAGCAGAACAGUUACAAAGUGGGGUGACUACAGGGCAAGGUUCUGUUAACGCAACAGCGCAGACAGUACAUCAUAAAACAGAGAUACAUGUUCAUAAAGGACACUUUUUUCAAAUAGAGGGUGGCACUACCAAUAUUGAGACUCCUGGGACUAGGGGACGGAAUGGACAAAGGAAAAAGACACUCAUUGAAGAGAUGGAGCUUAGUGAUUUCAGUAUGAUGGAUGAGACUUCUGAUGCCACUCCUGAGAGAGAUAGAAGGAAACGAAACCAACAGAGUAAGGCUUCAGGCCGUGCUAAAUAUGAAGGUUGUUCUGAUGAUGAAGAGGCCGAGCCAUUUAUGUCACCACCUACCAAGCAAUCCAGCUCACUUCAUAAGCCGAACCAGAAAGAUCUGAACCCUGAAAAAGAUAGAGAUGAUCUUAAUGAUCAGCAGGAAAAACUUUCACACAAGAAGUCUGACUUGAAUGGUGAAGAUAGAUUUAGUUCACAUUUUGCACAACCUAAACAAAUUUCCCGGCCUAUACAGGAUGACAAAAUACCCAGCGAACAAAGUGGAAAUGAAGAUGAAAAUAUAGGUGUAAAUGUCACUGAACAAGGUGAAGAUAAUGAACAAAACAGAUUGCCUCCUGCUGGUGAGACAGAGGGUAUGCACAGGGUGGGAAGUGGGUUGUCAAGAACAGUUUCCCCUAUACCCGAUAUACCACAGGAGAGGAGCAUUAAAAUGGAUAAACCUGAUGUCAGAACGGAUGAGUUUAUGGAAGAUCUUGCACGUGAAUUACUGGAAGAAAUCAAACUGGAGCCUUGUGUGUCUUCAUUUAAAUGGUCUGAAGUGUUGGAAACGUUGCAACAUAUGGCUCAUAUCCGUGGAAUGGAAUUAUCAGAGUUGACCGAAGUCCCAACAGAUACUGUUCCUUUUACAGUUCAUAAAGAAGAGCAACAACAUUAUGAAGGAGUUCCAGAUGGGUUUGUUGCGUGCAAGUCAAGUGGUACCGAGAACUCCUGCCUUUACCAGAGUAUAAGUGUCUUGUUAAAGGGAAAUGAAAGUCUGCAGUGCAGGCUUAGAUUGGCAGCCUUUGUUUUUAUACUUCAAAAUAUUAAAAGCUUCAGACAGCAAGUAAUAAAGUACGGCAUGAUGGAUGCAGAAAAAGAACUGCAGGUUGUUACCAACUUCCUGCAAAGUGAUAUUGAUAUAAAGUCAUCAAACUUUUCGAACAUCGCCGAAGGAAUAACUCACGGAUUGAACGUUUUAGUACAGCAAACUGCGCAACUAGGAUGCGAUAGUAGUCCUUUCCAAGUGGAUUUCUUGUGUGGCGCAUUGAAAAGGGAUAUCAAGUCCUUCUACCAAAUCGAUUUAGUCCCUACAACAAGCUUCAUACCAUGGAUCCCCAUCAUUGAAGGCCAACAAACAAAUGAACAACAGCUUCAUAUAUUUUGGACUAGUUUAGAUAGUUUAAAGGGAGUCAGUGGAAGAAUGAAUCACAUUGUGCCACUGUUUAAAGUUGAUUGAUAUGACAAAGAGAACUAUUGGUUAUUUCAGUGUUGGAGUGCUCGAAUUAAAAGAAUGUUCACCCAAAUAGUUACGAGUGCUGAAAGUUUCACGUUGCAAAAUCUUUCACCCAUUUGCCUGUCAACAGAAAUCGAAAACAAUUGACUUUAUCAUAAUGAUUUGUCUUCUUGAUAAAAUCCAGAUAUAUUUAAAUGCAAAAUUAGUUGAAAAUAAAUGGUUCAGGACUUCGAAAAUUUACCUCGAUGGUUAAGCAUUUUCAUUUGUUAACCCACCGAUUGCAUACCUUUUUCUUUUCAAGUUUAAAUGAUAUAACGAUGGUGUCAUGUUUUGUUUAUUUAUUAAGCACAGACGGUGUUUUGGAGUUGCUACGUGGUACAGGGUAGAGUAUAUUGUAAUUGUUUUACAAUAUCAUCAGAAAAUUUAUUCAAUUAGAAUUAAAUGUACAGAUUUGAAACUUCAAAAUUCAUAUUUUUAUAUACAUGUAUUGACCUAUUCUGUAUUCGGCAUUUGUUGUAUUGUUUUAUUCUACGUCCCAGCUGACGCUAAAAUUAAACACAGACUCGUAUUCGAAUCAAAUGCAUUAGAAUGAUGAAGUAAUUACAAUAUCUUGCCAUUUUCAGUACAUUUCCACAUGAAAUAUAAAAAAACAAGCUACAGUUAUAUUGUUGACUGUGUAUAAUAUAAUGUUUCAUUAUAUAUUCAUCAUAAAUCCAAACCCAAUACAUAUCGCACAUAAAGUAACUCGUAUUGGGAGCAGGACUUUUCAACCCCAUAAUAGUUCAAACCCGUCUAAAAACAAAGAUUUUUCAACCCUUAGACAUCUAGUGUAUUCAACUCCAUUGCAAUACGCCUGUAUUCAACUCCGAUUAAGUAAAGUCAUAACACGUAUCAUUGCGCGUUUUAAAUUGACGUCAUAAAAAAGAGAGCGUCAUAAAAAAUCAUUUAUCGUGAUAUCAUGUGUCUUCAGUGAUUUAAACCAGUAAAGUAUAGUUGAAGGGGUUAUUACUUAUGCGUUUUGAUACGGAUGUCAUGUUCGACUCGCGUGGAAUUUUGCAGAUUUUGAUAUCCCUUGGCUUUCGCCUCGUGGAAUCCACUCGAGCCGAAUAUAACCUCAAGGAUCAAAGCGCAGUAGUAAUAACCCUAUUGUAUUGCAUGGUCAGUCUGACAGAGUAUAAAGUAUUUUAUUGGAUAUUAUAAAGAUGGAUCAACUUAAGAAAUCAAUAACUCAACAUCAUAUAAUGCUCAAGAAUACACGGAAUACUCAAGACAUGUUGAAAAUCAAAUACAUUAGUAUUGUAAAUAAUGUGUGAACACUUGAUUUACAUCAAUGCAUACAAAGCCACCAGCAUUUAGCUGUUAUUUAAGGUAAGAAUAGUGACUAUCUUGGGUUGUGUAGAUUUAGCCGCAUCGAUUUGUUUUACAUUGCAUGGUUUACUAUGUGUAAAACAGAUAUUUAUAGGAAUUGUUAUAGUGUUCAUAAUUUCAGCAAAAGUGUUCAUCGAGUUGCAAUUUAUUAGUUAUUUCUUCCAUAUUGACACUGAGGUGACCCUUCAUGAAUGCAGGACUUUUGUGAACCUCAGCCUCCUGGUUUUAAAAUCUUGACAAAUGUGAACAAAUUAUGAAGCUUGUCUAGACUAUAGUCUACUUUAGCUUUAUUCUUCAUGUACUGUUUUGUUCCAUUUCUAGGCAUGUGUUAGAUUAUGGACAAAUUCUAUUUCUUACUGUGAAAACCAAACUAGUUUAUUCACGCAAGUGUUUUAAAUCAGAGUUUAUCUGUCACUUAUUUAACUAUUUUGCUUAAAUCAUCUAUGCCUUUACUGUCUACAAAUGUGGUUGUAAAUUGCUAUUUUCAUUAGUCAAACCAGAUUUGUUUCCAAGAAUAUGUUUCUUAAAAUGUAAUAAUAUAAUUCAUAUCUGUUUGAGUUAACUAUUUUAAAGUAUAAUUGUGUUGACAAAAUUAAUAUGACGAGUUCCACACUACAUCUGGUAUGUUAAAGUCAAUGUUUGUCCAUGUUUUUAUGUUAGUAUGUUUUUCCAAAUCUUAAAUGUUUUCUUAAAUGCAUAGCAGACAUGUUAUGUUGGUUUAAUGCUGUCUCAAUGGAUGAAAGUCACAAGCUUUGUUAUGGUUAUUUGCUACAAAAAAAACAGCGUUUUUCAAUUAAGUUCACUUCGAUUGGGCAAAACAUUUUUAAACAUAUACAUAACUUUCUUCUUGAUGUUUAUAUCAGUUUAAUAAAAAAACAGCAAA